Molecule: messenger RNA, 515 nt
Organism: Prorocentrum cordatum
Lineage: Eukaryota; Dinophyceae; Prorocentrales; Prorocentraceae
Source: the annotation of a GenBank genome assembly
CCGCAGGUGGCGCCUGCCGCCCUCCACGCGCUCGCUGGCGGCCCCGCGGCCGCGGCGGCCCUGGCGCUCAGCGCGGCCGCCGCCGCCACCAGGCAGCCCACGUUGCAGGCCGCCGCGGCGGAGAGGCAGGACGAGGACGAGGAGGACGAGGACGAGGAGGAUCCCGGGGCCGACCGCAUGCGGCAGGCGCUCAAGGCGCUGCGGCAGCGGCGCGAGCAGCUCGACGACGUGCAGGCGGAGCUGGAGGCCGCGAAGGCGGAGGCCGAGCGCCUGCGGGGGGAGCUGGGGGAGGCCACGAGCUCCUCCGCCGCCGCGUCCGUGCAGCUUCAGGGCCAGCUCAGCACCGCCAGGGCGGAGCUGGAAGGAGCGCAGCGGGCUAGGGCCGCCGCGGCGGCCGAGGCGGAGGCCCCCUGCCCCUCCGCGCGGCCCGCCGCCCCUCCCUCCGGCCGUCCUGGCGGAGAUCGCCGAGGCUAGCCCAAGCUCGAGGCUCGAGGAGCAGGGGCAGGAGGAGCCUG